Messenger RNA from Orbicella faveolata, 3092 nucleotides. Its product is annotated as TBC1 domain family member 1-like. The record is from RefSeq and is a predicted model, not a curated record. Lineage: Eukaryota; Metazoa; Cnidaria; Anthozoa; Scleractinia; Merulinidae.
GAGAUUUGGCCUAGUAAGAUGAAACUACAGCUUGCCGGAAGGGCAAGCAGAGUUUUUGUAUUUCAUCUCACCCUGAACAAGCAUGGUUAAUAAACAAUUUUAUUGUAUGGCAUGCACAACACCAUAUUCUUGCACAAUACAGUGGGCAAUCCUGGGUGGGCAAGAUAACCCCCAUUUUGCUUGUCAGCACAGGAUCUGGUUCAUCUUUCAUGCUUGUAGAGCUGGCCAUAUAAUAAGGCUGCAAUCUGCUUCUGAAGUGACUGAUGCGGAGGUACAACCAAACAAGUACAUUAUUUUAUAUUUAUAUUUUCAGGGACAACAAUGUCAGAAGGACAAAGUAGGCCCUAAUCUACUGCAAAAAGCUAAAAAGUCUCUGACAAGCUCCUUUGAAAGUUUCAGAAGCAAAAGGGCAAGAGCUAGGACAGUACUGACAGAAGAAGGCUCCACAGUGGAACCAACUAAACCAUCACCAGGUCUCCGAAGGAAGAGGAGUGUAACACUUGACAGCGCCCCUCACAGUUCUAACCCCACUUCACCUAUGUCACCAUUAAAAGAAAUGCCAGCCAAGGAAGAUGAUGUGCUGACAAGCACACCACAGAAACAGUUGAAACAAGUUCCUCCUCUGGCAGGGGAAGAAAGCAGCCCCUCAGGAACUACAACAACACCACCAAACACACCAACCAAAACACCACUUCACAGACGUCUGAGCAGGCAUAGCUCAUAUGGCUACAGACAGACAAUUUUCCACAGUGUAGUCACACCAUCAAAGUCUAAGGACACAAUUCCAGAUCCAGAAAUGGGCAUUCCCCAAAGUGCAUCAUGGGCAGAAAUGGUGGGACGCAAAAAAUCAUCCAAGGAACUGAGGGCUCUUUGGCGAAAAGCCAUCAUGGAGCAAAUUCUUCUCAUCAGAAUGGAGAAGGAGAACAAGACCCUACAAGUGAAUCAAAAUGUCAUUGAAGCCAAUUUGCUGAAGCUUGCAUACAAUGAGGUGUCAGUGUGUUCUGAUGCCGCAGCAGCAACCUGGAACAAGAUCCUUGAAAAAGGAGAUGGACCUGUGGACAUGAAAAUAUUGUUGGACGCAGUGAAAGCUGGGGUGCCUAAAGCUAUGAGAGGUGAGAUAUGGAUGUUCCUGGCCAAGCAGCAUGACUUACAUUCACCACCGCAAGAGGAACACAUGUCUAUGUGGAGAGAGAAGUCAUUCGAUGAGAUCAAAGAGGGAUCCACCUGCCACCAGCACUCCAUCUUUAUUGAUUUAGGUCGCACAUUUCCCAGUCACCCAUACUUUUCUGCUCAGCUGGGUCAUGGUCAGCUGUGUUUGUUUAACAUUCUGAAGGCAUACUCUGUGUUAGAUGAAGAGGUUGGUUACUGUCAGGGCCUCAGCUUUGUAGCUGGAAUCCUACUGAUGCACAUGAAGGAACAGGAUGCGUUUGAUACUCUCAGGUUUAUGAUGUACAGGCUUCACGUUCGGAAGCAGUACAGACCGGACAUGCAAGACUUACAGGCACAAUUUUAUAUGCUGUCAAGGUUGUUACAUGAUUACUAUGAACCAGUGCACGAGUUUCUCCUGGAACUGGAGAUCACACCGACGCUUUACGCUGCCCCAUGGUUCCUCACGCUCUUCGCGUCUCACUUCCCAGUAGGCUUUGUGGCACGAGUGUUAGAUAUGAUGUUCCUUCAAGGAAUGGAGGUCGUAUUCAAGGUGGUCCUGCUUAUACUUGGGUCUUGCCAAGAGGAACUGCUGACCAGUGAUGGACUGGAAGGUGCUGUAGAGGUCAUGAAAACUUCACUGCCGCCAUUUGCAGAACAGAAUGUGGAGUGGCUGGUCAGUCAAGUACUGUCUCUCGACAUAACUAAAGAUCUCGAGUCUUACGAGGUGGAAUACAAUGUUCUCAAAGAGGAGGAUUUAAGUAUCGCGUCGUUUGACGAGAUCGAGAGUGAACGAGUAGAGUCACUGGAGGCGGAAAACACCAUUAAGACCAAACAGAUCCAAAAUCUUAAUGAGCAACUCUCUUGUGCUCGAAACACUGUUCAGAGCCUGGAGAGCACCAUUAACACCAUGCAGAUAAACCAGACCGAACUUCAGGGCAUCAUCCGAUCUCUACGAGCCGAGAACGAAAGCUUAAAGAAAAACUUUGAAAAACUGAAAACUCAGGUACUUGCCAACGGCGAUGCUGUUGGCGUCGAAGAACUGUCGAACGCUCCAACGAACGAUAUCACGAAUACUCUAACCGAGUGCAGCACGAUCAAACCGACUUGUGCCGAGACGAAUGCCAGUUCUACCGAAGAAAACACGGACAGUUAUGAGCACAUUGGCAGCGGAAACGAUCUCACAGACGAUGAAGCAGAUUCCGACGAAUUCAUUGAGAGGAAGCCUCGGUCGGUUAGCCCCAGUCCUCCUCUCAGUGACAAGUGCGAAGAUCUGGUUGUCAGUAGAUGAAGUAACUCUGGUAAUGCCUGAAAAGAAUCUAUUUUUCCUAAGGAGAUAAUUUAGGGGCUGGUUUGGGGAGAUGAUAUCACAUAGCUCGUAAUUUUGGUUCUGGCUGACUGUAUUUCGUUUUGAUGCUUGACUUGCCAGCAAAAAUAGGGAAAUGCUAAGGAAUCUUACAUCACAUACUUUUCACGCGCUAGUAGUCUUUGCGUCAUUCGCAUUUCACUUGGUAACACCGUUUACAACGAUGGUCACGCACUCGCAGCAGUUACGCAUUUACGCUUGUACGCACCCACUCAAAUCGUUUUUGAAUAUGAUGGAUUUUUGCAAGCUUCAAAGAAACGUAUAUAAGAUUUAGUGAUUAUUUUUGUGGGAUAUAAACCAGAUUCGGCUUCUGUCAUGUUAGGAGGUAAAUAGAUUUCAUCAGAACGGGUACAAAUUGCGUAAAUUUAAUGUCGAGCCUCUUGCGCAGAUGUUGGUUUGCUCGUCACACAAUCUAAUGCGUGUCACGCAAUCUGUUCGUGUGGAGAGGGAGUGCGUGACGAGCGAAAGCAAGAUGUCGGCUUAGGAGGCCAUUGUUGAUCGCUUAAGUAAACAAAUAUGCUUGUUAUACAGGCUGUAAAUUAGUGAGAAAUACUUAGCUAAUAUUGAUGUGAAAUAAUGA